AUGCACAGUACCCACCACUUACGGAAGCUUCUGCGGGUCAAUCUCGCUCACCUCUUUAUGCAAAGCCUGGACCACACUCACCCAGCUCCAGCGGUGAGGAAGAGCAAAGGCUGUCCGCGCGCUGGAGGAGUGGAGGCGGGAACCAUCAGGAAUUUGGACAAUUUCUUCCUCUCUCGGCAAAAAGUUAGAGGAGAAGAGAAGAUGCAAGGAGAUGGGGAGAUGGACCACCUGGAGCGCCCGAGUCCGCUGACCGACAAGGAGAGGGUCAUGAUCCAAGACUCGUGGGCAAAAGUCUACGAGAACUGCGACGAUGCCGGGGUCGCCAUCCUGGUCAGGCUGUUUGUGAACUUCCCCUCAUCCAAGCAGUACUUCAGCCAGUUCAAACACGUGGAGGAGGCAGAAGAGCUGGAGAACAGUGCCCAGCUGAGGAAGCACGCGCACCGGGUCAUGAACGCCCUCAACACCCUGGUGGAGAGCCUGGAGAACGCAGAGAAGGUGGCGUCCGUGCUCAAGUCGGUGGGCAAGGCGCACGCGCUGAGACACAAGGUUGAUCCGGUCUAUUUCAAGAUCCUGAGUGGCGUGAUCCUGGAGGUGCUCGGGGAGGCCUUCCCACAGGUGGUCACUCCGGAGGUGGGCGCGGCCUGGACCAAACUGCUCGCCACAGUCUACUGCGGCAUCUCAGCAGUCUACGAGGAAGUGGGCUGGACCAAACUCUCCACGUCCAGCGGAGCAGGUAUCCAGGAAAUAGGCCACCCUCCCUCCCUCAGCACCAUGUGCACCACGAUGAUGGUCCUCACCAGCAUCGCCUUGAUCCUCAGACAGCUCUUCUUCCGCAACAAAGUCAAACCGCACAACGAGGCUGCAGACAAAGACGAACAUCCCCAGACGCUUCUCUACAAUCAACAUUUUUUUCCCGGGCGUCAACAAUCCCACCUGGAGUUUGGAGAGGGAAAAAAGUGGGCCACAAACGUCAACAAGAAGCAGUUCUUUUUUAUUACGGCUCUUUCUUGUGCUUUGCCUUUUUGCCUGUCUUCUCAAAUCUGUGUCAUGAAAUAG
Molecule: messenger RNA, 1056 nt
Organism: Knipowitschia caucasica
Lineage: Eukaryota; Metazoa; Chordata; Actinopteri; Gobiiformes; Gobiidae
Source: the annotation of a GenBank genome assembly